Prunus avium (sweet cherry) is the source of this 1095-nucleotide messenger RNA. NCBI's taxonomy places the organism in Eukaryota, Viridiplantae, Streptophyta, Magnoliopsida, Rosales, Rosaceae. The record is from RefSeq and is a predicted model, not a curated record.
AUGAAAUCGACGAGCAUUAUGAUUCGAGAGGAGGAAGAAGAACAGAAGAUGGGUUUGCUCAGUAAGAAAGAUUCUGAUGAGCAUGGCAAUGGCUCGUCCCCGCUCAAUACGUUGGCGGAGGCAGCUUGUUUUAUUGCUGCCCAGAAAACGAAGGAAGAAAUUUUGGUACCUCCAAAGAAACGCUUCUCCAACUUCAACUUUUUGAAUGAUAUGUCUGCUGGCCCUAGCAAUAUGUCUACUACUCCAAAAGAAGAAAACAGGCUCAUCAUCAGAGGAGAAGAAGAAGUCUCACACUGCCCCAUCCAACAAGUCACAAAUUUACUUGAGGAAUAUCUAAUACAGAACUACCCUAAGAAACUAAGGUCGUCAUGUAAAAGUAUCACCAUAUUCGGCCAAAAGCUAAGCUAUGCUCAGAAGAAGAGAGCUAGCUUUUCCAACAUGUCACUGGGCUUGAAUGUGAAGAAAGACAUUAAGAAGAAAAAGAGGAGGGUGGUGGUGGCGGCGAGGAACAAGGGUAAGAAGGUCAUAUUCGACAACGACAUUCCUCCCCCUAACUUGCCUGAAGAAUUCAAGAGUUUGAUUGGAAAUAUGAACGGGACAAAUGUGCAAAGGUUGGUGCACAAGAGUUUGUUUGAGAGUGACAUAAAGAGCCAGCAAUGCAGGCUGCUGCUGCCUCGGCAGCAAACCAGAUCCACGACUUUCCUCGAACCCCAUGAGAAGAAUAUACUAAGAAAUUAUGGGUCCCUUACAGUUCCAUUGAUAGACCCAAAGCUUAAGCAACAAGAAAUAAACUUGGGGUUGUGGAAUCCAAACAAAGCAAAGGAAUUCUAUGUGUUAAAAUCUCCCUGGAAACGCAUUGUGAGUGAUCAUGGACUAGACGUAGAUGAUGUGGUGGAGCUUUGGUCAUUCCGGGUUAAUCAUAACAACAAUGAGAUUAACGGUGGCUACGACAACGGCGGUCAGCUUCAUUUUGCUCUUGUUUUGGUUGGGGAUGCUAUUAAAAAGGAAAGUGGCAAAGAGGUUACUGCUAUUUCUGCUAAUGAUGAAGGUAGUAGUGUGAGCAACAAUUUAAUGGAUGUACAAUAUUUAUUGUGA